CCUCCGUGCGGCCGCCGGCGGGGGCGGGGAGGAGGCGGUGCUUUAAUAGCGCGGGCGCGGCGACAGCGCGGACAGAGCCGAGCCAGCCGGUACCCUGGACAGCGCCUCGCCGCAGCCCCGCCAUGGAGCACCUGAAAGCUUUUGACCAGGAAGUAAAUGCAUUUAUAGACUAUAUAUUUGGACCUCGAGAUGCCAGAGUUAGAGGAUGGUUCCUUUUGGACUCUUACCUUCCCACAUUUUUCCUUACUGGAGCAUACCUACUCUGCAUAUGGCUGGGCAACAAAUUCAUGAAGGACAGGCCUCCUUUCUCUCUCAGGGCUCAUCUCAUUGUAUAUAACCUUGGAAUUACACUGCUCUCCUUGUACAUGCUUAUAGAGCUCAUCCUUGCCACGUGGGAAGGAGGCUACAACUUGCAGUGCCAGAACCUCCACAGUGCAGGGGAGGCAGACAUCCGGGUAGCCAAGGUGCUGUGGUGGUAUUAUUUUUCCAAAGUAAUUGAAUUCAUGGACACUAUCUUCUUUGUACUGAGAAAGAAAAGCAGCCAGAUCACCUUCCUUCAUGUGUAUCACCAUGCCACUAUGUUUAACAUUUGGUGGUGUGUUCUGAACUGGAUACCUUGUGGGCAAAGUUUCUUUGGACCCACUUUGAACAGCUUUAUCCACGUACUCAUGUAUUCUUACUAUGGACUGUCAGUCAUCCCUUCUAUGCGCAAGUACCUGUGGUGGAAGAAAUACCUCACUCAGGCACAAUUAAUCCAGUUUCUGCUCACUAUUGUGCACACACUCAGUGCAGCUGUGAAGCCAUGUGGAUUCCCAUUUGGUUGUCUCAUGUUCCAGUCCUCCUACAUGGCCACGCUGGUCAUUCUCUUCAUAAACUUCUACAUUAAGACAUACCGGAAAGCACCUUCAAGAACAGCUGUUAAGGAAGCCCAUGGCUCAACAGAAAUAAAGAAUGGUUUCCAUAAGGACUGCUUUGCUGCUGCCAAUGGAUUCCUGAACAAUAAGAAAGCACAAUAAGUAUAUUUCCUACAAAUUUUUUUCUAAAAACAAAAAAGAAGAAAAAAGGACUGAAUUACAAGCUUUAGCUUACAACCUAUUUGAUUACAUUUAUCAGUUCUUUGUACCAGACAUUUAUUAAUGUACUGCUAUUUAGAUUUUAAUGAAACAACUAGAAUUACUUGUCCUGUCAAAGACCACCACCAGAACAAAGGCAGCCAAGAUCUUGUUCAUAUGAAACAGAAAACCUUUGUGAUCUGUACUGCUGACACAAAAACGCCUUAUAAAACACUUGAUGGAUAAAUCCAUCAAUGCGUUUAAAAGGUUAGGACUGCAUUCAGACUAAGACUCUGAGCAUUUUCUGUGCAUGCAAGAGGUCUUGAGACAAGGCUUUGCAGUGCACCCAACACAUUCAGCUAAAUUUUAGCCAAGACCAGGAGAAGGAACGUGGGGGUCAGGGGAGGUGAAAGUCAUAGCUUUUCCAUCACCAUAUGAUUCUCCUCUUCUUCCCAGCCACUCCCUAAAGCACACUUCCCUCCCAUAGACACUAGCAAGAUGCACCCAUCUCUUGCAUCCUGUGGGAGCCCUGGGGAAAGACAUAACAGAGAGCAGAUGCCAGAUGCACCAUCCCAUUGUUUGCAGACAGACACGCAUUGUGCUCGCUUGCUUUAUGGAUGUGGAGCCUGACUCAAAUGCCACGAACCUGGCAGAAACAUGCUAUUUCAGGGGGCUAGACUGGUAGCACCUGGGAUUGUCUAGUAUAUUUAGAAUACACGAUACUACACGAUGAUAUGGGAGUUAGAGCUCCAGUUAGAAAAAAACAAGUCACUUUGGAUGUGUUAAAUUAAUAGAAGUUCAGAGUAAAUGGAUUCUGAAAGAAACGGGAGCUCAGCAACUUAACUAAGAUAAAUCCUUUAUUUGUAAUUGUGCACAAGGUUAAUCCUGUAUAAACAGUGCUAAUUUGAAGCAAACUGACACACUACAUAUUAAUAGGCUGGAAGAAAAUCUUAAAAUUUAGCAAUGAGCAAAGCAUUAUUAUGUAAGAAUUUCUGUGCUAGUUAGGCCUUAUUCAGGCUGGUCUAUGACUGGAGAAACAGAUGAGACUAAGGCACAAUCUUCUGUCAGGAAAGCAAGGAGGUAUUUGGUGUCUGCAGCAGUAACAGCGCGUCUCUCAUGGUAGCUAGUCACCAUCUUCUGUGCUUCAGUUAGCUGCAUGGUCCUCCCACUUAAAAUAGUUAGGAAUGAAGAAUACCCAGGAUUAGCUUUGGGGAUCUACCCUUGUCCUUUUCUUAUUUAUCCUGAUUCAAAAUCUCUACUAAAAGUGGACAUGGUCUUUCUCCUCUGUCUUUUUUACACUAAAGUAGUUCUGGUCUCUUAUAAUCUCGUGUGUAUAAAUUCUCACAACAAAAACACCUUUCAGACUCUUUCCAGCCAAGCAAGUGCCUAGGCCAAAGCAAUUCUGUCAAGGGACAGUGUCAUCUCCCUCCCGUUACCCUGCAGGGUCCUGGGACAGGAACAGGACAAACCACACACGCAACCAGCACAGAGAGACCAAGCAGCCGGAGAGGGUCCACAUGCAGAGGAGACCAUCCCAAACCCUCCUCCAAUUCUUCUCUACCUCCUGGGUCAGUUAUCCACUCUAGAUGAUCUGUGUUCAGCAGGUCUUUGAGACCUACUGAGGAGGUUUGUCCCAGGAAGCGGUGUGGGUGCGGGGCAGCCAGCCAAGCUAGGAGCAGCCUGAGAGCUCCUGGGUAAGAAGGAAAGAGGCUGAGGAAGCGGUACAGGACAGGACAAGAACAGAUUGGUUUUGUCUGACAAAAGCAGGAGAGAAAGUGGCACUGAGAAGAGUGGCUCAGGUCAGAGAUCAGUUUAAAAUUGUGCUCAAUUUCCCAUCAGAUCUCAUCUGCCUCCAACCAGUUCCUGUUCCAUUACAAUGUGGACAAAUCCUUUCUGAUCCAGCAGAAAAUAGAAAUACCUGCAAAGUUACAGCACAAGCAAUACAUUUGAGAAGCCUGACUGCUAAACUGUAGCAUCAUGAAUCAGGUAACAAAAAAACCCUGCAAUAUUCAAACACUUCUAACAUGAUAGCGCACAAGGCAACUAGCUGAACCAUUCAUCUAAAGCAGGCAACAAAAUGGUCGCAAAGCCCAGCGUGGAUUUUGGGCUGAAUGGAGUCCAUAACCUUUUAAUGGCAAAGCAUGCAUUUGACUAUCAAGGUGGACAAUGUCAGCAUACUAAGUGUUAAAGUUUACCAUGGCAAUCGAACCCACAGAUAUUUGUUUGUUGAAACCUCAUUCAAAAGAAAAACAAAUAAAUAAAUAAAUGCCUUACUUGAAACUCAAAGGGCUGAGGAGGAAUGGGAAAAAAAAAUAGGAUAGGUUCAACUUACAGAUCCAGACUGUCCAGGAAGGCUGGAAUCAGGUAUGUUUUAAAUUUUUCAGAUCUGUCUUAACAUCUUCAAAACACUGCAACUUUGAAGAAAGACAAGCAUUGAGUUUUUAAACUGAUUUUCCUGUAAUACGUAACACUGUAAAUAAACAAGUUUUACUAUUG
This is a messenger RNA of Cuculus canorus (common cuckoo), 3548 nucleotides long. RefSeq names its product ELOVL fatty acid elongase 2 (gene ELOVL2). Gene Ontology annotation, cellular component: endoplasmic reticulum; endoplasmic reticulum membrane. The record is from RefSeq and is a predicted model, not a curated record. The coding region runs from base 123 to 1016 and encodes 297 amino acids. Gene Ontology annotation, molecular function: fatty acid elongase activity. NCBI's taxonomy places the organism in Eukaryota, Metazoa, Chordata, Aves, Cuculiformes, Cuculidae. Gene Ontology annotation, biological process: sphingolipid biosynthetic process; fatty acid elongation, monounsaturated fatty acid; very long-chain fatty acid biosynthetic process. The transcript has 8 exons.